Messenger RNA from Puccinia triticina, 2715 nucleotides. RefSeq lists its product as uncharacterized. Bases 1 to 2715 code for a protein of 904 amino acids. The transcript has 10 exons. The record is from RefSeq and is a predicted model, not a curated record. Gene Ontology annotation, molecular function: ATP binding; ATP hydrolysis activity. NCBI's taxonomy places the organism in Eukaryota, Fungi, Basidiomycota, Pucciniomycetes, Pucciniales, Pucciniaceae. Gene Ontology annotation, cellular component: cytoplasm.
AUGGAUUGCUUACCGAGCCAGCUGGCCCCGCAUGGCGCGCACCAUCGCUUCAACCGGCGGAUCCUACUCAGCCCGGCCCUGAUCGCCCAGCACCGCCUGAGCACCAACCAGGCCCUGCUCAUCCGCAAGCCGGCGACGCUCGACGCCCUCAGCCUGGCCGACGGCCCCCCCUCGUUCGCGAUCGGCUUCGUCUGGCCGGCACAGCAGCAGCAGCAGACCGUCCAGCUCUCCGCCGAGCUCUUCCUCAGCGCAGCCAUCGCCCCGGGGGAGCCCGUCAGCCUCAGCCCACUCCCGCCCAUCAACACCAGCCAGGGCCCCGGACUCAGGCUGCCCCACGCAGACAGCCUCACCCUCGCCCAGCCGGAACAGCUCCCCCCGCACACAGCACGCCUCUGGCAGGCUGCCCUCCGCGAAGCACUCAUCGACCGCAAAUACCUCGCCAUCAACCACGUCAUCGCCAUCCCAUCAGCCACCAGCCAGCACUGCUUCUGCACAGUCACCGCCAUCGCCCCAGCCAGCCCAGAAGAGCCACUCCAGCUCUACCACAUCACAGCCAACACCCAGCUCACCAUCACCGCCCCCAAAACCACUAAGCCAAACCAAAACAGCACCAACAACACCGCCGAGGCCUACCAGGCGAUCGGCGGCCUGCAGACCCAGAUCAGCCAGAUCAGGGACCUCGUCGAGCUGCCCCUCACCAAGCCAGAGCUAUACGCACACUUCGCAAUCACCCCGCCCCGAGGCAUCCUCCUCCAUGGGCCGCCAGGCACGGGCAAAACCCACCUGGCCUCGCUGGUCGCCAAGUCGGUCGACUGCAGCCUGCUCACCCUGUCGACGACGACGAUCAGCUCGGCCUACCACGGCGAGCCGGAGCAGAAGAUCGCAGCGCUGUUCGCGGAGGCCAAGGCGCGCAGCCCGAGCAUGGUCCUCAUCGACGAGAUCGACGGCCUGUUCCCCGCGCGGGACGCCGCCGGCGAGGUCGACCGCAGGAUCGUCGGCGCCCUGCUCACCGCCAUGGACGGCCUCGACCACAAGGAAAACACCCAACAGGAGGCCCCCCACCGGGUCGUCGUCAUCGCCACCACUAACAGACCCCAUGCCCUCGACCCCGCUCUCCGCCGCCCGGGCAGGUUUGACCGCGAGCUCGAGAUCGGCAUCCCCGAUGCCCAGGCCCGCCGCGAGAUCCUCGACGUGCUCCUGCGCAAGACGCCCCACCGGCUCAGCCCGGAACAGACCCGGACGGUGGCCGAGAAGACGCACGGCUUCGUGGGCGCCGACCUGGUCGCCCUGCUGCGCGAGGCCGGCCUGUUGGCCAUCAAGCGCGCCCUCGCCCGCCGUCUGUCCACCGCGGAGAUGCUCCUAGAGGCCGCCGACGUCGAAAAAGCCCUGGUGGCCGUCCAGCCCUCGGCGAUGCGCGAGCUGGUGAUCGAGACCCCCCGGGUGACCUGGGCGGACAUCGGGGGCCAGGAGGCCGUCAAACAGACGCUCGUCGAGGCCCUCGAAUGGCCCGCCCUCUUCCCGGACACCUUCCAGAGACUCGGCAUCAAGCCCGUCCAGGGCAUCCUCCUCUACGGGCCCCCCGGCUGCUCAAAGACCCUCAUCGCUAAGGCCCUCGCCGCCCAAGCUAACGCCAACUUCAUCGCCCUCAAGGGCUCCGACGUCUUCAACAAGUUCCUCGGCGAGUCCGAGAAGGCCAUCCGCGACCUGUUCCGCAAAGCCCGCGCCGCCGCGCCCUCCAUCAUCUUCCUCGACGAGAUCGACUCGAUCGCGAUGGCCCGCGGGUCCGAUGACCAGGCUGGCGGCACAGGCGUCGCCGACCGGGUGCUCACGAGUCUGUUGGUCGAGAUGGACGGGAUCGAGGAGCUGUCCGGCGUGCUCGUGCUCGCGGCGACCAACCGGCCCGAAGUCAUCGAUCCGGCGCUCAUGCGCCCAGGAAGACUCGACCGGAUCCUCUACGUCGGCCCGCCCGACGCCCACUCUCGCGCCGAGAUCCUGCGCAUCAACUUCCGCAAGAUGAGCGUCGACCCCAGCCUGGACACGGAGGGAUGCACGGGAGCAGAGAUGGUAGCGGUGUGUCAACAAGCGGCGAUCGCGGCCGUCCACCGGGACAAGAACGUAGCCUUCAUCGUGCAGGAGGACUUCGACGGCGUGCUCCGCACGUUCAGACGCUCCGUCGACCAGGCCGUCUUGGACGGGUACUGCGCCUGGAGGGACCGCGUCGGCUGCCCCGUUUCCGGUGGGAGAAUGUACACGGCACAGCCGGGGCUCAGGCCUGCCGUGCGCUCCGUCCACCGGACCCUUCUGGACGGCGCUCUGCGCGCGUGCCCGUCGGCGUCCCCGGCGCUUGCCCCGCUGUCUCUCUGGGUGCCGUCUUGUGCCGUCCCCGCAGCCCGGGACACCCGGAUGUCGCGAUGGCUGGGAGACGCGCCCCGGCGCUUUCGCAUCGCGCCCAUAUGCUCCGGUCGGAUCGGCAGGCCUGUCGGAGCUUCAGAGCCUAUACACAGGCCUCUGUUUUCUGCGCAGGGCCCACGCCCCAGACGGCCUCAAGAAGCCAGUACUGUCGGAGCUCGUCUGGGAGGGAACCGUGCUCCCUCGGCCUGCCCACACACUUCCCGCGACAUGGGACAUAGUGGUGCAGCAGAGAUGUACCGCCGGGGUCCACGCCUCCGGCCGCAUUUAUCGGUGGGCCUGGGCCACUCGGCUUCCUCGCUUUGA